GUAAUUUUGGCUUCACGACAGAGAAACCAAAAUUAAGGGAAAAGAUGGAUGUAGGUGGGAUCUUGGGUAACAGAGACUCAAAGCAAGGCAAAUUGAACAUACCCAGAAGACGAAAAUGGGUGAAGCGAAGGGAAACAUGGCUGGUUAUACUUGGUGUCAUCCUCCAUGCUGUUUACAUGUUAAGCAUCUUCGACAUCUACUUCAAGACUCCCAUUGUCCACGGCAUGGAUCUCGUCUCCCCUCGCUUUUCUGCUCCCGCUAAACGCCUUGUUCUUCUUGUUGCGGACGGUUUACGUGCUGAUAAGUUUUUUGAGCCGGAUUCAGAUGGGAAUUUUAGAGCACCCUUUCUAAGAAGUGUGAUUAAGAAUCAAGGUCGAUGGGGAGUAUCUCAUGCUCGGCCUCCAACUGAGUCAAGACCUGGACAUGUUGCUAUAAUUGCUGGCUUUUAUGAGGACCCUAGUGCUGUUACAAAAGGAUGGAAAGCUAAUCCUGUCGAGUUUGAUUCGGUUUUCAAUCGUAGUCGGCAUACAAUUUCUUACGGUAGCCCUGAUAUUGUUCCAAUAUUUUGUGGUGCUUUGCCGCAUAGCACUUGGGCUACAUAUCCUCACGAGUUCGAAGACUUCGCUACUGAUGCAUCCUUUUUAGACGAAUGGUCUUUUGAUCAAUUUCAAAACCUUCUGAAUAAGUCUAACGAAGACCCAAAGUUGAGAAGGUUACUUGAACAAGAUAAUCUUGUUGUAUUUCUGCAUCUACUUGGUUGUGAUUCAAAUGGUCAUGCACAUCGUCCCUUUUCAUCCAUUUACCUCAACAAUGUAAAGGUUGUUGAUCAUAUUGCUGAACGUGUUUAUAAUCUUCUUGAGAAUUACUACAAGGACAAUCGUACAUCUUAUAUCUUCACGGCUGAUCAUGGAAUGAGUGACAAAGGAAGUCAUGGGGAUGGGCAUCCUACAAACACGGAUACUCCUCUAGUUGUUUGGGGAGCAGGUGUAAAACAUCCCAGGCCAGUCUCUGAAAAAGAGCACUCUGAUCAUGUUCUUCGUUUUAUUGAUCAACAUGUGCAUGACGCACCAACACCUAAAGAAUGGGGCCUCGAUGGAAUUGAAAGAGUUGACGUCAAUCAAGCUGACAUUGCCCCCCUCAUGUCAACUCUUCUUGGUUUGCCUUGUCCAGUCAAUUCAGUCGGGAAUUUACCACUAGGUUAUGUUGACAUGAAAAAGGAAGAAGAAGUAGAAGCUGUGCUAGCUAACACAAAACAGAUUCUAAACCAGUUUCUGCGCAAAUCACAUAUCAAACAUUCACAUUCACUAUAUUUCACGCCUUUCAAGCCACUUGCGCAUUAUUCCUCCAUGUUGAAUCAUAUUGAGGAUUUGCUAAAUGCUAGAGACUAUAAAGUUGCCAUGCAGCUAUCAGAAAAUCUAAGAAGCUUGGCACUGCAGGGGCUUCAUUAUUUUCAAACUUAUGAUUUGCUGAUGCUGAUGACAGUAAUCACUCUUGGAUAUAUUGGUUGGAUGGUCUUUCUUGUUCUUCAUGUUCUUCAAGCUUAUACUUCAUUUUCCAGAGAUAUAUUUAUGGAGGAAGCGGUUCAUCAGAAAUUUAAUACAGGAAAACAGGCUCAGCUAUUUGGGUGCCUGUUUAUGGCAGUCGUCAGUCUUCUACUAUUUCUGGAGGGGACCCCUCCACUUUACCAUGCAUACUUCGCCAUGACGGUAUUUCUCUGGACGCAAAUACUUGAUGAAUAUAAGUUUAUAAAAGCACUUUGGAGACACUUAAGUGGGAAAAAACCGGACUUUGUCAUUAAACUUCUGGCCAUUGGUGCGGUCUCACUGAUCAUUCUUGAGCUCCUGGUGCAUAGCUUCACUGAGAGAAUACUCUACACUUGGUGCUUCCUUGUAGUUGGACUUAUAGCUUGUAUAUAUCUUUACAAGUUAAUUCCUUGGAGAUCCGGAAUUCCAGUUUUUAUUUGUCUCGCUUGUUGGUUCUUGUCUCUAUUUACUUUAAUGCCUGCAGAAAUUCCUGAUAAUAAUAAGUUGGUAAUUGCUAGUGGAGUGAUGAUUGUCGUAGUAGGAUUAACUGCAAAAUGGCUUGACCUGCAUGCUGCUGGGAAUAAAUGCUGGUACGGCAUCUGUAAUCAUGAAAAGAGGCAACCAGGUUUCCAAUGCACUUUCAGAUAUCAGGCUCUUUUGGUUGGGUUAUCAUUGGUGAUGGUGUUUUUAUCUACCUCUCACAGAACAAAGAAGCAAGAACUACACACAAUACACCAGCUGAUGAACUGGUUCAUUGCUGGUUUCUCGAUGGUUCUCCCAUUGUUUUCAGAAAAUGGCCUCUUGUCCAGACUCAAUUCUAUAUUUCUUGGUUUUGCACCACCAUUCCUUCUACUAUCUAUUGGAUACGAAGCUGUCUUCUAUGGUGCACUUGGUCUUGUACUAAUUGCAUGGGUUUUAUUUGAAAACUCACUUCUUUACUUGAGUAAAGUGAAAAAUUCUUCUGCUUCAGGGAAGAAUUUGGAAGCAAGUGUCUCACUUGAAAGCAAUGAUAGAUAUUUGCAGCUGUCUGAUAUGAGAAUUCCGUUAACCUUUAUGGUUUUAUUUAACGUGGCUUUCUUUGGCACUGGAAAUUUCGCAAGUAUUGCUAGUUUCGAGAUUUCAUCUGUCUACAGGUUCAUCACUGUUUUCAGUCCCUUUCUGAUGGCAGCACUCCUUAUCUUCAAGUUAUUCAUACCAUUCCUUCUUGUCAUAUGUGCAUUCAGUGCAAUAACCAAACUACUUAAAGUUCCACGGAUAGGGUGCUACUUCCUCGUUAUUCUGUGUUCAGACAUGAUGACCAUCCACUUCUUCUUCCUGGUGAAAAACACGGGGAGCUGGAUGGAGAUUGGUAAUAGCAUCAGCCAUUUCGGAAUCAUGAGUGCCCAAGUUGUGUUUGUGCUGCUACUUUUUGCUCUCACAAAUAUAUACACGAAAGACAUUGAAAUCAGAUCAGCUAGUCGAGAUCCUCGAAAAGUAAUGUGAUUGGUGAGAAACUAGAGCUCGUUGGAAUUAUAAAGAGCUAAUCAAAUUUAUUUGCAAGGUGAGAUCUUAGACUUUCAGACCAUUGAUGCAAGCCAUGGAUUUAAACUUUGUUUCUUGCAUUUCAAAAUUGAAGUUGAUAUGAGAAACAUUUUGACUCUUCCCAUUGAUGCAAGGUCAGCUUUGUAUUAACAGACAUGAGAAACAUAUAGAUUAAUGGGAUUUUCCACCUCUUCCCAUUCAUUGAUAUGAA
This is a messenger RNA of Hibiscus syriacus, 3255 nucleotides long. Its product is annotated as GPI ethanolamine phosphate transferase 1-like. Gene Ontology annotation, molecular function: mannose-ethanolamine phosphotransferase activity. The record is from RefSeq and is a predicted model, not a curated record. The coding region runs from base 45 to 3005 and encodes 986 amino acids. Gene Ontology annotation, cellular component: endoplasmic reticulum membrane. Gene Ontology annotation, biological process: GPI anchor biosynthetic process. NCBI's taxonomy places the organism in Eukaryota, Viridiplantae, Streptophyta, Magnoliopsida, Malvales, Malvaceae. The transcript has 18 exons.